CGUGCCUAUGUAGCUGAACGCCCUAUACUGCGCCGCUCGACUCGAUUAUGCUUGUCUGUCCACGAGGGGUACCUCUUCACAACUUGAUUGCGCACUCGUGACUUGCGGUUGGCAGUUUGCUGAUGAUGUAUGCAUGCAGGCAGACGAGGAGCAGAAUGAUUCAGGGGCCCGCUCUUGCUGCGGUCGCUGUGUGGGGCUAUCCGCUGGAAGUAGUCGUGAGUAGAGUAGAAGGAUGCAUGCUGCAUGGACCAGCUAGACGCCGACACAGCCGUUUAUUAAGCUACUGUUGCAUCUUGCGCCAUAUAUGCCGCACCACCUCUCUCUCGCUAUAUAAUCGCGCUCGUUCGCUCGCUCGCUCAUGCCCCGCGCUUCUAGCUCCGUGUCCGCCCAUGAUGAUGGCAGCUGAUGACCGCGCGGACCUGCGCAUUCAAAGCGUUCGGAAUGCAUAUGCAGCAGCAGCUGUAUAACCGUGCAAGAACAGCUACAAUAGCAGGUCCAUCACUCACUCUGACUUGUAUAUCGCCAGCAUGGCCGCGCAGGGGUCACACACGUAUACGGAAAAGCGUGAUUGUGCGGGCGCGCGUGCAACACAAAUAAUCGUUUAUAUACCUGC
This is a messenger RNA of Ceraceosorus guamensis, 613 nucleotides long. RefSeq lists its product as hypothetical. The transcript has a single exon. The record is from RefSeq and is a predicted model, not a curated record. NCBI's taxonomy places the organism in Eukaryota, Fungi, Basidiomycota, Exobasidiomycetes, Ceraceosorales, Ceraceosoraceae. The coding region runs from base 123 to 467 and encodes 114 amino acids.